This is a messenger RNA of Gekko japonicus, 2802 nucleotides long. RefSeq names its product transient receptor potential cation channel, subfamily M, member 8 (gene TRPM8). Gene Ontology annotation, molecular function: ligand-gated calcium channel activity. Bases 1 to 2802 code for a protein of 933 amino acids. The record is from RefSeq and is a predicted model, not a curated record. The transcript has 21 exons. NCBI's taxonomy places the organism in Eukaryota, Metazoa, Chordata, Lepidosauria, Squamata, Gekkonidae. Gene Ontology annotation, biological process: calcium ion transmembrane transport.
AUGAGAAGCCGAAGAAACGGUACCUUGGAGAGUUCAAAAAGUCUUUAUUCCAGUAUCUCUCGUAGCACAGAUCUAUCCUACAAUGAAAACGAUUUGGUGCGUUUCAUUCAAGACAAUUUUAAGAAGAGAGAAUGUGUCUUUUUUACCAAAGAUGUCAAAUCAAAUGACAACCUGUGUAAAUGUGGCUACUCAAAAUCUCAGCAUAUAGAAGGCACUCAGAUUAAUAAUCAAGAGAAGUGGAAUUACAAGAAACACACCAAAGAACUCCCAACAGAUGCCUUUGGAGACAUUGAAUUUGAGAACCUGGGCAAGAGAGGAAAGUAUAUCCGCCUGUCGUGUGAUACAGACUCUGAAACUCUCUACGACCUCAUGACCCAGCAGUGGCAUCUGAAAACACCCAACCUCGUCAUCUCUGUCACAGGCGGAGCAAAAAAUUUUGCUCUGAAGCCACGAAUGCGCAAGAUUGUCAGCCGGUUGAUCUACAUUGCACAGUCUAAAGGGGCCUGGAUAUUCACUGGCGGAACUCAUUAUGGGCUGAUGAAGUAUAUCGGGGAAGUAGUGAGGGAUAACACCAUCAGUAGGAAUUCAGAGGAGAAUGUUGUUGCCAUCGGGAUCGCUUCCUGGGGGAUGAUUUCCAAUCGGGACAGUCUGAUCAGAAACUGCGAUGCGGAGGCAUAUUACUCAGCACACUACAUCAUGGAUGACCUCAAGAGGGACCCUUUAUAUUGUCUGGACAAUAAUCACACGCAUCUAAUUCUGGUGGAUAACGGCACUCAUGGGUACCCAUCCAUAGAGGCCAAGCUACGAACCCAGCUAGAAAAAUACAUUUCGGAACGCAUUAUCCCAGAUUCUAACUAUGGUGGGAAAAUUCCAAUUGUGUGCUUUGUUCAAGGAGGAGGAAAAGAAACUCUAAAAGCUAUUAACACCGCAGUCAAGAGUAAAAUUCCCUGCGUGGUCGUGGAAGGCUCUGGCCAGAUUGCAGACGUGAUCGCCAGUUUGGUGGAGGCUGAAGGCACCAUGACCUCCUCAUCUGUGAAGGAGAAAUUGCUCAGGUACUUGCCUCGCACGCUUUCUCGGCUGGCUGAAGAGGAGACUGAAAGCUGGAUCAGAUGGAUCAAAGAAGUCCUUGAAAACCCACAUCUGCUUACUGUGAUCAAAAUAGAAGAAGCCGGAGAUGAAAUCGUGAGCAAUGCCAUUUCUUAUGCUCUUUAUAAAGCUUUCAGUACCAAUGAGCAGGAUAAAGAUAACUGGAAUGGGCAACUAAAAUUGCUUUUGGAAUGGAACCAGCUGGAGCUGGCAAGUGAAGAUAUUUUUACCAAUGAUCGACGAUGGGAGACUAGAGGCUGCACUUUGGCAGCACUGGGGGCAAGCAAGCUCCUGAAGAGCCUGGCUAAGGUCAAAAAUGACAUCAACGCUGCUGGGGAAUCGGAGGAACUGGCAAACGAGUAUGAGACCAGAGCUGUGGAGCUGUUCACAGAAUGCUACAGCAGUGAUGAAGAUCUGGCUGAACAACUGCUUGUCUAUUCGUGUGAGGCUUGGGGUGGCAGCAAUUGUCUGGAACUUGCCGUGGAGGCGAAGGACCAGCAGUUCAUUGCCCAGCCAGGAGUCCAGAAUUUUCUUUCGAAGCAGUGGUACGGAGAGAUCUCCAGAGACACUAAAAACUGGAAGAUCAUUCUGUGCCUUUUCCUUUUCCCUUUAAUAGGGUGCGGCUUCAUCUCCUUCAGGAAAAAGCCAGCAGAGAGGAGCAAAAAGCUGUUCUUAUACUACGCCUCGUUCUUCAUGUCACCCUUUGUGGUCUUCUCUUGGAACGUCAUCUUCUACAUUGUCUUCCUCCUGCUGUUUGCCUACGUCCUGCUCAUGGAUUUCCAGAAGGAGCCCACUCUGCUGGAGUUGGUCCUCUAUGGGCUGGUCUUCGUCCUGCUAUGUGAUGAAGUGAGACAAUGGUACAUGAAUGGUAGUAAGUACUUUUCAGACUCGUGGAAUGUUAUGGACACACUUGGGAUCUUUUACUUCAUAGCAGGCAUUGUGUUCAGGUUCAACUCUUCAAAUGAAAAGUCCUGGUAUUCUGGCAGAGUCAUCUUUUGCUUGGAUUACAUUAUUUUCACUAUGCGGCUCGUUCAUAUUUUCACAGUAAGCAGGAACCUUGGACCAAAAAUAAUAAUGCUUCAGAGGAUGGUAAGACAUAAAUGCACAUAUAAUUGUCAAUAUGAGUCACACUGGCAUUUGCUAGAAGCCUGUAUUAAUAGAGGUACUACAUACAAUUUUGAACACUGCACCUUCACAGGGAAUGAAUCAAAACCUCUGUGUGUAGAACUGGAUUCAAACAACCGUCCCCGAUUCCCAGAGUGGGUCACCAUCCCACUAGGGUGUAUCUACAUGUUGUCCACCAACAUCCUCCUGGUUAACUUGUUAAUCGCCAUGUUUGGCUAUACUGUUGGAUCCGUCCAAGAGAACAAUGACCAAGUAUGGAAAUUCCAGCGCUAUUUCUUAGUUCAAGAGUACUGUAGCCGCUUAACGAUUCCAUUUCCUUUUGUCAUCUUUGCUUACAUCUACAUGGUAUUAAGGAAACUGUUGAGAUGCUGUUGUAAAAAUGAAAAUAAGCAGCCAUCCACUUGCUGUUCAAGAAACGAAGACAAUGAAACUCUGGCCUGGGAGGCUGUCAUGAAAGAAAAUUAUCUGGUCAGAAUCAAUACCAAGGCUAAUGACUCGACAGAAGAAAUGGUUCAACGAUUUAAACAACUGGAUAUGAAGCUUACUGAUCUGAAGUGCCUUCUGAAAGACAUUGCAGGCAAACUUCGAUGA